Melanotaenia boesemani (Boeseman's rainbowfish) is the source of this 3462-nucleotide messenger RNA. Its product is annotated as protein phosphatase 1 regulatory subunit 3E. Gene Ontology annotation, molecular function: protein phosphatase 1 binding; glycogen binding. Gene Ontology annotation, biological process: regulation of glycogen biosynthetic process. The transcript has a single exon. The record is from RefSeq and is a predicted model, not a curated record. Gene Ontology annotation, cellular component: protein phosphatase type 1 complex. Lineage: Eukaryota; Metazoa; Chordata; Actinopteri; Atheriniformes; Melanotaeniidae. The coding region runs from base 445 to 1362 and encodes 305 amino acids.
UUGUAUAAUCUUACACUGGGGAAGGGGAAGUUAACCGGUUUAUCAUAUGUGAAUGAGGAAACCAUUUUGGUUAGUUGCAACGUUAACUUCUGCACGUAGGCUGCUCGCAGCCACAGUAUCAAGCGUCAGAGGAGACGCUGUGCGAUUUCAGUUCUAAAAAUCGAACAUGUAGGUAAUCUUUUCUCUCUUUUUUCUCUUUUUAAUUUAGUUUUGAACAGAGCAGACAACGUGUUUUCGUGGCUCCUCUGCAGGAACAAAGUUAUUCUGUGUUGUCGAAUAACAUCUUGGUUUAUUGGUCCGGAGCUCCAGAGAGUCAGCUUCUGACGCAGCAGGAGCACCUAUCCGCGAGAGGGACACUACCACCUGACGGCUUCAUCUUUUGUCACACCGGGUCUUUUCCAUCACGACCACUUGAGCUCUGCAGUGCAGGCACUGUGGCAUUUUAUGGAAACCGACGCUGUGCAUCCUGUCGCGGUCAUGCUGCCCCCGAAGAACUGCCUGCCGAGGAACUACAGCUGCAUAGCCGGACUGUUCGGGAGUCUGGCCGCGGCAAACCCGAGGCUGGAAGAUGCUGAAGAUUUUGACAUGGUGAACGGAACAUGUGAGCCCAUUGAGUGUCCAGUGGUGGACGAAAGGCCGCGGGGUAGAGAAAUCUUCCUGAAGCAACCACAGAGCCCCAAUCUUCGUCGGAGGUGCAAAUCGCUGCCUACACCCACAGAAAGAGGAAAAUUAGAGAUCGCCCGCAGCAUAAGUCCAAGCAGUCAGAAAAAAGUCAGGUUCGCCGACUCCUUAGGGCUGGAGCUGAUUUCUGUGAAGCAUUUCGAUGAUGCAGAUGACCCAGAGGUGCCGGAGCGCAUACUGGCGAAAUUACCCAAAGGAACCCUUCAUCAGCUGGACACAAAAUUCCCACGGGCUCCUUCACAGUCUGUCUUCAUGGAGCUGCAGUUCACAAACCCAGGCACACUACCCGGCUUCGAGCAGAAAGUCAGGGAGGUCAAAGUCCUGUUGGAGAGCGUAGAAGCAGAUGAAUUUAACCUCUCCGGGUUUGUGCGUGUUCUAAAUCUGGAAUUUGAAAAGAACGUCUCUUUGAGGUAUUCUCUGAACAACUGGAUAACAUUCAUGGACAGUUUGGCCACCUAUGUUCCCAACUCAAGCGACGGAGUCACCGAUAAAUUCUCCUUCAAGAUUGUCAUGCCUACAUACCUGGACAACGGGGGUACAUUUCAAUUUGCUAUUAAAUACUGUGUUGGUGGGCAUGAGUUCUGGGAUAACAACAAUGGGAACAACUACAAAGUGCGACGUCAUCGGUUGAAGAUGUCUCCACCUCGUGAAUGGGAAAAUGGUUGGAUUCACUUUAUCUGAGCGCUGGUGUCUGCAGUGGCCCAUUCCGUGCGUAAUUUGCGCGCAGUCCUGGGUUACUUAUGACUGUAGCCUGUUAAAUAUUCGGAUUAUUUCUGCCAUUGUCAGAUGCACACAUGCUGUGACAAAAAUAUUGUCCCAUCAUAUUUUAAAAAGGUUGUAAUAAUACACUGUCUGUGUGAGCCUCGUAGGGUCCCAAAAGAUGGGAUGUUUGAUAUCUUGCCUUGACAUUAGGGCUCGGUGCAGCGUCGUGCCCUGUGGGAGGGCUUCCUCAAAUUACGUAAUGUGCCACGGAAAACAUGCGGGCAAUGCCAGCUUCAGGUUCGCUACUUAUUUUCAGGAAAGGCUGUACAAUUUAUUUAAUGGCAUGCUAUUUCUAAAACAGUCACUUUAUUUUGCAUGUGCGUAAACAUACUGAGUUAAUGAGGAAUAAAAUGCAUACUGUUUCAGUCUGGGAGAAACACACACUCACUGAGAUUGAAGACAUAAAUAUGCAGAUUUAUUUUAUAUACCAAGUCAGUGUUUCUCACUGUCAUACCAUUAAAAAUGCCUUAUUCUAAUCCAUGAUGUAGGAAGUAAUACAUAAAGUGCUGUGCAAUAUUAUCAGAUAGAAUAGAGCAAACACAUGAGAUGGUUAUAAUCAAGCUUACAUUUAUUUUUAAUAAUCCAGGGACAGCAUACUUAGUCAAAAACCCGCCUUUAUGCGAUAAAUUUGUAGCCAUUCCACAACCAUUGCACAUUUUCUGCUGCAUAAAUAUAGAAACAAUUAAAUAUUUUCAUAUGAAUAUUUAAAAUUAGCACAGUGUGACCAAAGGCAACAAAAGAUUUAUUAAUAUCUCCAGAGAUCUCUUUAAAUAUGAAAAGCAUAAUAGUAUGAUUCAUAUAUCCCUAAAUCAAAGGGGCUGUUCCUCUAAAGAAGGGGAUUUAUUACUCCCAAUCUGCAUUGGGUCUUGUUGUUUCCACUGAAUGAGCUUCUUUUGUUCCCAUGAGGAAAACCAGGCUCUUUAAAAGUUAAGUUUACCUCACAGUGUGGUCUUCAGGUUUAUAACAGAUGUUAUUUACACAGUAAUUAUUUUUACAUUUAAACAAGCAUUUUAUUUUACUUGCACAUAUUUGAAGCAAUGCUUAUUAGAUAUUUAAGGUUCUCUAUUGCACUGUGUUACUCUGUGUUUUCUUCAGAGCACUUCCCUCAGUAAACAAAGUAGCUAUUACAGAUUACUGUGUUCAACCAGCUUUCGCUGCUGCAAAGGUACUUGAUAGUCCUCACUGUGCAAGUAUAGUGCUGCUUCUUAUACUCCAUACAAAUGACCAAAAACAUUUGAGCCACCACAUUGGCUUUGUUUUUUUAUUUAUUUUAAAAAAUGUCUCAUUGUUCCAUUUUCAUAUUGUAGUCACUGAUUGAUGUUACACACUCAACACAUUUCUGGUGAAAAGUUUGUGUUAAAUUUGUGUUGUGGUCUUCCAAAUUUAACUUGACGGCAAAAAAUAGCUUCUUCGUUUAGUUAAAUGCAGACGUUUAUUAGCUUUUUCAGCUCACUUGAUAAUAUCAGUGUUCAUGCACAAGACAAAAGUUGAGACUGGAAGACCAACAGACAAUAAGGUGAACAUUACCUUGGCCUUUGUGUACAUCCCCAUGGCCUCUGAGGGAAGAUUCUCAUUUGCUGAGGCGGGCAUGUGGAUGGAGACCAGUUUUUAGAGCAGUUCCACUGUGAAUCCGUCAGUGCUGUUUGUCUUCAAACAUGAUGUGUCAGGACCACAAAACUAAAGCUGACUAGUUGUGAUAAGCUGGGAGAUGAUCAGAAGAUAUUUGCUACAACACCACAUAGCUUUACCACGUACAGGACUGUAUUUGUCUCACCAGCUUAUUUAAAAAUUGUCACUAGAAAAGGUCAGGUCAUGACAGAGCUCAGAGUAUGUUGUUAUAUAAGUGGGUGUUCACAUAUUGUCCACUUCUGUGUAAACUUUAGUUAAGCCUCCAUGCUGACCAUACAGCAUUAUUAUUAUAAAAGAUGAGGUGAAUAAUGUUGUAUAGGAGGAUACAUUAAUACCAGCUCAUCCCUGCCCAUAAAAACUUGGAUUUUUAGUUUGAACAUUUGGCUACCA